CUCGAGUUCUCGGUGGCGGAAGCGCUCUCAACGCCGGCUUCUAUACACGUGCUGGCACCAAAUACGUCAGGAACAUGGGUUGGGACGGAGCGCUAGCGAACGAGUCGUACCAGUGGGUAGAAGCUAAAGUGGCCUUUCAGCCUCCGAUGGGGCCAUGGCAAACCGCCGUGAGAGACGGCUUAUUGGAGGCUGGGAUUGUCCCUAACAAUGGUUUCACUUAUGAUCACAUCAAUGGCACCAAAUUUGGCGGUACUAUUUUUGACCACAACGGCAAUAGACACACCGCCGCCGAUUUGUUAGAGUACGCCGAUCCCAAGGGUAUUACGGUUCUUUUGCAUGCUACUGUCCACCGGAUCUUGUUUCGAACUCGAGGUACCACCAAGCCUAUAGCUAACGGAGUUGUGUACCGAGACCAGACCGGUCAGGCCCACCGAGCUUACCUAAAAGAAGGCGCAUUGAGUGAGAUUAUCCUCUCGGCGGGAACCCUUGGGAGCCCACAACUUCUGAUGCUAAGCGGCGUUGGUCCAUCAGCUCAAUUACAGGCCCAAAAUAUCACGGUGGUGAUGGACCAGCCUCAAGUGGGCCAAGGCAUGCACGAUAACCCUAUGAACGCCGUGUUCAUCCCUUCUCCGGUCCCGGUCGAGGUCUCACUCAUCGAGGUUGUGGGGAUUACCGGCGAAGGAACAUAUGUUGAAGCCGCUGGUGGUGAGAAUUUUGGCGGAGGUGGCAGUGGAUCAUCUACUAGAGACUACUACGCAAUGUUUUCACCAAGGGCAACACUACUAGAGUCAAAUUCAAUGACCAAAUUGUCACCAGCCCAACCUUUUCAAGGAGGCUUCCUUUUGGAGAAAGUAAUGGGACCACUGUCAACAGGUCACUUAGAGAUCAAGACCCGAAACCCGAAAGAUAACCCGGUUGUAACUUUCAACUAUUUCCAACAUCCGGACGACCUAAAACGUUGUGUUCGAGGGAUCCAAACCAUACAAAGAGUUGUACAAUCUAAGGCGUUUUCGAGGUAUAAAUACGCGGAUAUGCCGUUUGAGUAUUUGCUUAACCUCACGGCGAGUACUCCAGUCAAUCUAAGGCCGCCUCGAAGUGGUCCUGGAGCCUCGUUGCCUCCAUCAGCUGAGGAAUUUUGUCAGCAUACGGUUACAACUAUUUGGCAUUACCAUGGAGGAUGUGUUGUGGGUAAAGUGGUCGAUGGGGAUUAUAAAGUUAUUGGUAUCGACCGACUUAGAGUCAUUGAUAUGUCGACCGUUGGCUAUUGUCCUGGGACAAACCCUCAAGCCACCGUUAUGAUGCUUGGCAGGUAUAUGGGUGUGAAGAUCUUGAAAGAGAGAUUCACCAAAAAGUAGAGUUUUGGAUCGGAUCAGGGUUUGUGGAAACGUUGUAUUAAAAAUUAAAAUGAGAUGCAUUGCAAGAUCUCUUUUUUUUUUUUACAUCAAUAUCAAGAUACUGAUAAUAUAUAUUAUUCUUAGUAAUUUUCUGUUUGGUACUCAUUAUUGGACCAACUUGACGUGCAUACGAAUAUAUUUUCCAGUACC
Molecule: messenger RNA, 1544 nt
Organism: Camelina sativa (false flax)
Lineage: Eukaryota; Viridiplantae; Streptophyta; Magnoliopsida; Brassicales; Brassicaceae
Source: RefSeq, a predicted model, not a curated record